Messenger RNA from Rubroshorea leprosula, 781 nucleotides. The record is from the annotation of a GenBank genome assembly. Lineage: Eukaryota; Viridiplantae; Streptophyta; Magnoliopsida; Malvales; Dipterocarpaceae.
CAGCCAGCAGACAAAGCAUUCAGUUCUGCCUCUCCCAUUUCUUCAAUCCAUUCCUUCAUUUUUCCAAUUUUUCAUCUCAUUCAAUCUAGUUUUCUUAUUUAAUUUAUUGGUGGUGAAGAAAUUAGUACUUAGUUAUUGUAAAGGUUCAAGUUUUGCAUAAUUACAAUUUUAAAGUUAGUAGAUACCUAUUCGGCUUUAUUGAAAAAUGUUGGGCUUAACAUCAGCAUGUUCCAGGCUGAUUGGCGAUUUGGUGCACGCGCUGGGAGCAGCAAGAUCAACGUCGCAUCAUGAUACCAAACCGAAUGCCACUUGGAAGCCGCAAGAGCCACGGCUGCCAGUGGAUGACUUAAUGCUCCGGGCUCUCACUGCCGUGUUUGGGAUGGAAAACAACGGCAGAAUAAAAAAGGAGAAGGCGCGUCAGGUGGUGGAGAAGCUCGGGCUGGUGCAGGGUGAGGAGGAGAGGACUGGCUUUGACCUCCCCGGAAGUGGGCUUUUAGAAGAUGAGGUGCCGGUGGAGGAGGUGCUGGAUGGAUUGGAAAAUGGGUCGGAACGCAACCAGUUGCUGCUCGAAGCCUUCAGGAUUUUCGACGAGGACGGAAAUGGGUUCAUAGAUGCGAUGGAGCUGAAGAGGGUGCUGCAGUGCUUGGGGUUGGACAAUGGGUGGGAUAUGAGUGAGAUUGAGAAGAUGUUGAAAGUUGUGGACUUAAAUCUUGAUGGCAAAGUAGAUUUUACUGAGUUUGAGGUCAUGAUGAGAUAAAACGUAUAAAAUUCUCAUUUCUCA